CCACCAUGCCUCGUUCGUCUAAGAGACAGACAAGGCUGACCUUCGACCCUCUGCCGACUUCAUCGCCUGCACCUUCUGACAUCAGCAGCUCUGUGCGUGACCGUGCUGCGACAGUUCGAUUCGAAGGAGCUAGUCCAGCAAAGAGUCGCAAGGUCCGUGAUGCGCCGGGCACCUUGUCGCUGAUCUCUGCGCCUGCCUCUGGAAUACCCAAAAAAAGCCUGCCUCCUACACCAGACCCGACGGGACCCACCACAUCUUUCGGUGCAUCAGCCGUCAGUGAGGACGACGAGGACGUCCGUCCAACACCCAGGUUAUCUAGCCGCAAAAACCUGAAGAAGCAGCAAAAGCUCGAUCUCACGCCAUCUAGUCCUCGAGCUAUCAACCAUUCGCGCCCUGUCAGAGCCGGUUUCUUCGGUACUCAGCAACAACUGGAUGCUGGUUCAAGCGACGAAUCCGGCGAGCAAGCUAUGACACUACCAGUCAAGAGCCACAAAAAGAAGAGCAAGCGCCAGGAGAAGAAACAGAAGUCUCCAUCGCCAGACAUGGAGGUUGAGAUCGUACAGGAAUCAGCGCCCGUCAUCCCCGGCGAUGAUGACGACAGCGAAGAUGAUCUACCGGCCACACCAGCAAUCAAUCGCAAACGAAAGCGUCAAGCUCAUAGCUCCUCACCGCUGUCACUCAUUCCCGAAGAUGAAGACGACGACAGUGACGUUGUCAUUACUGGUUCUCGAAAGCGUUCACUAUCGACCAAGAAGCGCGCCCUUUCACCAGCAUCUGGAUCCGACCCCGAAGAACUCUCGGAUGAACCACCAUCUUCGAGAUCUCGCAAGAGACUACGUCGAGGUAAGGACCCAGUACCCAUGAGCACUAUUACCGAAGAAGAGAAACAAGAGCUGGAGGAUGACCUCGUGGACCUGGCAUCAAGCGGUAGUGACGGUGAAGUCCGACUGUCCAAGAGGAACAAGUCAUCACAAAAGAGUGCUCGUCAGCUUGCGCUGGAGCGUCUCAAAGCCAGAAGAGGCGCACCCAUGAGCAGUCUCGUUGAGGAUGAGCAAGAUGAUGAGGAAGAGGAAGAAGAGCAACCAGACGACGAAGCAGACUACGAUCAGAGCUCCGCAGAAGAUGAAGAUGAAGAUUACGACCUACCGGGACCAUCGACACACAAGACUACCCGUAAGCAAAUGUUCGCUGAGGACGAGGAGGACGAAGGAUUUGUCAUCGAAGACGACGACGGCCCUCUUGGUGUCCCUACGAAUGAUGUCCCGAUUGCCUUCACUCGUUAUGCCUCGAUGAAAGCCAAGGAUUUGUUCCGUUUUGCCAUUGACUGGAUGGUCCAGAAAAAGAUCAAUCCUGCUUUCCAAAUGGACGACGAGAUCUACGAUCUUACGUUCAAAAAGCUCGACGAUGAGGUUAAGGGACUGGCAGGUUCCAAGUUCCAGUCAGCAGCCUGGACCGCACAAUUCACACUGGCACUCCAAGCAAGACCCGACCUCCUCUCUGCCCGCCUCGAUCGUAAAUCCUCAGACCAUUUCGGACGGGACAAGUGCGAUGCCUGCAACAGAUCAGGGCAUCCAGCCACAUACGAGCUCAAGUUUGAGGGCAAGCCAUACGACAAGAACUCUUUGGAGCCUGUCGCACCGCGCAAAGAGGCCAACGAGGACGAUGAUGAAGACUCCGACUCUGACGAGAGCAGCGUGGACGAAAACGCAGCAGUCAACUACGACUCUCAAGGCCGUCAAAUUCUCCCCGAGGAAACUGUCUUUUACCUCGGCAAAUUCUGCAUGAGCAAUGCAGAGACAGCUCAUUCUUUGCAACAUUGGCGCUACCACCUCUAUGAAUGGGUCGUUGAGUACCUUGAGUCUGCCGGCUGGAACACGCCCAAGCUUAUCGUUAAGCGCGAUAAGUGGAGUGUGCGCAAGCGAAGAAAGCAUGCCAACAAGAUCGUGGAUCUUAUGGAGGAGGAGGGCAAGAUCAAGGCAUUGUACUCUGACUUCAAAAAGGAGAUUGAUACUGCCAGAAAUGCUAAGCAGGGUCGCUGGGAUAGUUCUCCUUAA
Aureobasidium pullulans EXF-150 is the source of this 2054-nucleotide messenger RNA. RefSeq lists its product as uncharacterized. Gene Ontology annotation, cellular component: nucleus. The record is from RefSeq and is a predicted model, not a curated record. Lineage: Eukaryota; Fungi; Ascomycota; Dothideomycetes; Dothideales; Saccotheciaceae. Bases 6 to 2054 code for a protein of 682 amino acids. The transcript has a single exon.